Molecule: messenger RNA, 1140 nt
Organism: Naumovozyma castellii
Lineage: Eukaryota; Fungi; Ascomycota; Saccharomycetes; Saccharomycetales; Saccharomycetaceae
Gene: HOM2
Product: aspartate-semialdehyde dehydrogenase
Exons: 1
Coding region: 1-1140 (379 amino acids)
Source: RefSeq, a predicted model, not a curated record
AUGAACAAAGCAAAACUAAACAACAAAUCACAUAACAUAAUGGUGGCUCAAAAGAAAAUUGCUGGUGUCCUAGGUGCAACCGGGUCCGUUGGUCAACGUUUCAUCUUAUUAUUGGCCGAACAUCCAAGUUUCGAACUUAGAGUCUUGGGUGCAUCUCCAAGAUCCGCAGGUAAGAAAUAUAUUGAUGCAGUCAACUGGAAGCAAACUGAUUUAUUGCCAACUAUGGCUGAAGAUAUCAUUGUCACUGAAUGUAAAUCAGAAUUUUUCAAAGAUUGUGAUAUUGUCUUCUCUGGGUUAGAUGCUGAUUACGCUGGUGCCAUUGAAAAGGAAUUCGUCGAAGCUGGUCUUGCCGUCGUCUCUAAUGCCAAGAACUACAGAAGAGAAGAAGACGUCCCAUUAUUGGUCCCUAUCGUUAACCCAGAACAUUUGGAUAUCGUUUCUAACAAGUUGGAAAAGGCAAAGAGUGAAGGUAAGUCUAAACCAGGGUUCAUUGUCUGUAUCUCCAAUUGUUCCACCGCAGGUUUGGUUGCUCCAUUGAAACCAUUAGUGGAAAAAUUCGGUCCAAUUGAUGCUUUGACUACUACUACUCUACAAGCCAUCUCUGGUGCCGGGUUUUCACCAGGUGUCCCAGGUAUCGAUAUCUUAGAUAACAUUAUUCCAUACAUUGGUGGUGAAGAAGACAAGAUGGAAUGGGAAACCAAGAAGAUCUUGGGUUCCAUUGCAGAGGAUAAGACUCACAUUAAAUUGUUAACUCCAGAAGAAAUUAAGGUUUCUGCCCAAUGUAACAGAGUGGCUGUCUCUGAUGGUCACACCGAAUGCAUCUCUCUUAGAUUUAAAAAUAGACCAGCUCCAUCUGUCGAUGCAGUUAAGCAAUGUUUAAGAGAUUACGUUUGUGAUGCCUUCAAGUUGGGUUGUCAUUCUGCUCCAAAGCAAACUAUUCACGUCUUGGAACAAAAUGACAGACCACAACCAAGAUUGGACAGAAAUAGAGACGCCGGUUACGGUGUUUCUGUUGGUAGAAUUAGAGAAGACCCUGUUUUAGAUUUCAAGAUGGUUGUUUUAUCUCAUAACACCAUCAUUGGUGCUGCUGGUGCAGGUGUUUUAAUUGCUGAAAUCUUGUUGGCUAGAAAUAUGAUCUAA